AUGUCCGACAAUGCCAACAACGAAGACGCGCCGCUGCUAGCCGAGGCCCCGGCAGACGCCGCACCACAGCCGUUGGAGGAGGCCGUGCACGAGGAUGGUGGCGGCGACGCAGCUGCCGGGGAGGCCGCCACUGCGCCAGCGCAGCUGGAGGGCGAGGAGGACUCGCCGUCAGGAUACCAGCAGGGUGCUGAGAGCACGGAGGGAGAUGACAGCACACAGGUGGGCCCGCUGCGUAACGCAGGCUCAGGUCCAUACAGCCGCGCCGAAAGCGUCGCCACGAGGGAAGGCCUAGAAGAAAAUGUCAGCAUCACCGAGCGUCCGAUGCAAAUGUCGACAACACUGCCGCCACCAAAAACAUCACUACCACCAUCGCCAACGAAUGCAACGAUGACACCGAUAAAGGAAAGAGGUUCAGAACCGAAGAAAGGGGCGCCACCCUCGUUGAUGACAAGGCGAAAAUCAUCUUCGGCCCUUAACAUUGAUCCGCCGAAGCUGGCGCCGCAAAGCCGUUUACCUGUCGCCCAGCGUCCGCGCUCCACCACGCAGCGGCGUGCCAUCCCAACCGGUACACUCACGCCGCUUUAUAACGCCAACAACAUGACAACGAAAGAGGAAAGCAUGGCGUUUCGCCUGCGCAACGGUGUCUCACCCAACUACAUGGGGCCUGUCCACGUGGUGGAAAACAUAAAUGUAGCAUGUGCACAGUGUGGCGCCCCUGUUGAUCCCAUUGCACGUGUUCCAGCAGGAAAACUCUUUUUUCACCCCCAGUGCAUCCGUUGCAAGUUAUGUGGCCGCAACGACAUCGUUGACGCUUACUUUCAGGUCAUGAGUGACAGUGCAAUAUGCUCCGAGUGCGCUGUGAAGGGUCUUGCGCGAUGUGUGCCGCGAGAGGCAGCAGCGGCGCGUGGAAUUGUUGUGGGAGCCCUUAGCGGCAGCAUCGACAACGCCAUCAAGCAGCAUGACCGCAGACACAAGCUGCAGCCGAUCAAUCAAUCCACGGUGGAAGGGGCUAUUCCGCCCUCUCUCGCGUUGAGCCCCAUACAUAACCGCACCAACAGCACAUCUCGUUCAAUGGAGCUCAUUCAGCGGCAGCAGUACUACACGCAGAAUGACAAUAACGUCAUGGGCAUGCCUCCGCCUGUUUCACCGUCGUCGAGGGGCAGCUCGCGACCAGGCACCAGUAGUCAGCGCCGAAGGAAAAAGGGAAAACAGAUAAGUUGA
Messenger RNA from Trypanosoma grayi, 1221 nucleotides. RefSeq lists its product as hypothetical. The coding region runs from base 1 to 1221 and encodes 406 amino acids. NCBI's taxonomy places the organism in Eukaryota, Euglenozoa, Kinetoplastea, Trypanosomatida, Trypanosomatidae. The record is from RefSeq and is a predicted model, not a curated record. The transcript has a single exon.